CACACACUGACUGGAGAGUCAGGCGCACUCCCUCCUGCCAGGAAGUUGUUGGUAUUCGGGAAAUAACAAAGAGACGAAACCAGGUAUUUUAAACGCAUCGAAACUACACGAGGGUGGUCCGUGUAACGUAUACGGGGUUCUGGUAUGAACUGGAGGACUAUUAACUAAUGGAGGACUAAUCGAUGGAGGCGGACAGAAGUUUUGGGCUCGUCUGGGUCCUGCUGCUGCUGUUGGGUAUUACAGCCACUUCAGGGAGAGAAGUAUGUGUUGGGACCGAUAUGAAGUUGGCUUUACCCUCCAGUCUUGAGAAUCAUUAUGAAAUGCUCAGGCUCCUGUACACGGGCUGCCAGGUGGUUCAUGGUAACCUGGAGAUCACACACCUGCAGGGAAACCCAGAUCUCUCCUUCCUGCAGGGGAUUGUGGAGGUUCAGGGGUAUGUGCUGAUAGCUCACGUCUCAGUGCGUUCAGUUCCUCUGGACAAUCUGCGGAUAAUACGAGGCAGUCAGCUUUAUAACUCCAGCUAUGCUCUCGCUGUACAUAACAACAUCCACCACAGUCAGACGGACCUCGGCCUGACACAACUACGCCUUAAGAGUCUUACAGAAAUCCUGCUUGGCGGGGUUUAUAUUUGGGGAAAUGCUCAACUGUGCUUUCCUCAGAAAAUUAACUGGGAAGACACUGUAACUAAAACUGAAAACAAACUACUGCACCUGCAAGAAACGCCAAAGAACUGUCCUAGUUGUUCUCUAGCUUGUCCUCAAGGCCGUGGAUGCUGGGGAGAAACGGAUCAGGACUGCCAAACAUUGACCUUUGUGCUUUGUUCAUCUGGCUGUUUGCGCUGUAAGGGUCCGAAACCCAGCGAUUGCUGUCAUGUGCAGUGUGCCGCUGGGUGCACGGGGCCAAAAGACACAGACUGUCUGGCCUGUCGUCACUUCAAUGACAGUGGGACAUGUAAAGACAACUGCCCCCCACCCACCAUCUAUGACCCCAACACAUUUCAGUCCAAACCCAACAAGGACAAAAAGUUCAACUUUGGAGCCACUUGUGUUAAACAGUGUCCUCAUAACUAUUUGGCAAUGGAAGUGGCGUGUACAAUGGUCUGUCCCAAAGCGAACAAGGAAGCCAUUACUGUUGAGCCAGAUGGCAGUGAAACACAGAAAUGUGAAAAAUGUGAAGGAGAGUGUCCAAAAGUGUGUUAUGGACUAGGAAUGGGAAACCUUCAAGGGGUGUCAGUGGUGGAUGCCACCAACAUUGGCAUGUUCUUAGGUUGUGAGAAAAUCUACGGCAGUUUGGCUUUUCUAUCAGACUCCUUCAAAGUAAAUGCAGCUACCAAUUCAUCUGGACUUCAGCGGAGCGACCUGGAAAAGUUAAAGACAAUAGAAGAAAUCACAGGAUAUCUGUACAUAGAUACAUGGCCAGAUUAUUUGCUUGAUCUGAAUGUUUUUGAGAACUUGAAGGUGAUCAGAGGAAGAAUGCUUUACAAGGGUGUUUUCUCUUUGGGAGUUCAGUCUUUGCAGAUCAAGUCUCUUGGGUUGCGUUCCUUGCGCAGUGUCAGUGGAGGCAUAGUACUGAUUCAUAAUAACUCCAGACUGUGCUACACCUCCUCUCUGCCCUGGAACUCACUGCUCCACCCCACACAGGGACCCAACCUCAUCAGCAACAACAACCAAGACCAGCAAACAUGUGUUUCAGAGGGGAGAGUAUGUGACCCCCUGUGUGCAGAUGCAGUCUGCUGGGGGCCGGGACCCAGUCAGUGUGUGUCAUGUGUGAAUUACAAACGUGGGACGGAGUGUGUGCAGCAGUGUAAUGUCCUACAGGGGUCAGUGCGGGAGUUUGAGGAUGGAUUAAACUGUGUCCCUUGCCAUUCAGAGUGUAAACCAGUCAACGACUCUGCCUCCUGUACAGGCCCAGGUCCAGAACACUGUAAGGAGUGUUUGCACUUUCAAGAUGGAGACGUGUGUGUCGAGCGCUGUCCCAGUGGAGUGAAAGAGGACCAGCACACUGUGUGGAAGUACUCCAAUGCUACGAGACACUGUUUGCCCUGUGAGACCAACUGCACCAUCUCAUGUCCACUGGAUGAUAGAGGGUGCCCCAUCCAAAAGAAAACUGGGCCUGGGACAACAGUCGCGAUCACAGUUGGUGGAUUAUUGCUUUUUCUUAUUUUGCUGGCGCUUCUGGUGUUUUACCUGCGACGACAGAAAAACCACAAAAGGAAAGAAACCAACAGGAGAAUUCUACAGGAGCAUGAGCUGGUGGAGCCUCUGACCCCAAGUGGAGCAAUGCCAAACCAGGCUCAGAUGCGUAUUCUCAAGGAGACUGAACUGAAGAAACUCAGAGUGCUGGGUUCUGGAGCCUUCGGCACAGUCUAUAAGGGUAUCUGGGCACCUGAUGGAGAGAAUGUCAAGAUCCCAGUGGCCAUCAAAGUUUUGCGUGAGAACACCUCACCCAAAGCCAACAAAGAAAUCUUGGAUGAGGCAUAUGUGAUGGCGGGUGUAGUGAGCCCAUAUGUUUGCCGUUUGUUGGGUAUCUGUCUGACAUCAACAGUUCAGCUGGUUACUCAGCUCAUGCCGUACGGUUGCUUACUGGAGUAUGUCAGAGAGAACAAAGACCGCAUCGGCUCUCAGUACCUUCUCAACUGGUGUGUACAGAUUGCUAAGGGAAUGAGUUACCUUGAAGAUGUCAGGCUGGUUCACAGAGACCUUGCAGCUAGGAAUGUUCUGGUCAAAAACCCGAACCAUGUGAAGAUCACAGACUUUGGGCUUGCUAGAUUGCUGGACAUAGAUGAGAAGGAGUACCACGCUGAUGGGGGAAAGGUGCCAAUCAAAUGGAUGGCGCUUGAGUCCAUAUUACACCGGAAGUUUACACACCAAAGUGACGUAUGGAGCUACGGGGUGACUGUGUGGGAGUUGAUGACCUCUGGCAUGAAGCCAUAUGACCUCAUACCAGCGCGGGAAAUUCCAGACCUACUGGAGAGGGGAGAAAGACUCCCCCAGCCGCUCAUCUGUACCGAGGAUGUAUACAUGAUCAUGGUCAAAUGUUGGAUGAUCGAUCCUGACAGUCGACCACGAUUUAAGGAGCUGGUGGAGGAGUUCAGCAUCAUGACACGUGAUCCCCCACGUUAUGUAGUCAUUGUGAAUGAUGAUCAAAUGAGUUUGUCAAGUCCUGUUGAUAGUGAGUUCUUCCGAACACUGCUGGCAGAAGAAGGGGGGAAUGUGAAAGAGUUACUGGAUGCAGAAGAAUACCUGGUGCCUCAGCCCGGUGGCAUCUUCAACACACAAGGAGAAAUGAGAGCCAACGGACCCAGCAGACACCACUCUCAUCGGAGUACAGAUCAAGUCUUAGAAGUAGAUGGUAUGCCAAAUGGGAGGGAAUUGUACUCUUCUGUCAGCACGCUGGGGCAAAGUCAGUACUCAACUGUGAGGGCAUCAGCCAGUGGCAUGUGGUCUGGUACACAAUACCCAUCUCUGGUACGGAGCAUAUCCCACCGUUCAACUGGAGGCCAAUCAGACUCAGUUUUUUUGGACGGUUAUGUGGAGGACAAUGGCCCUCCAUACAGUCCUUGUCGCUAUUCUAAAGACCCCACCGUCCCCAAUGGCAUCGAUGGAGAGCUGGAGACUGGUGGUCCUAACAGUUUCCUGUCACACACACUGCCACGUGGAGCACACACACAACCUGAGUAUGUGAACCAGGACGUCCCAUGUGGCCGUCCCAGCACCCUUCCGCGCAAAGCGAGCGAGAGGAGAUUCAUUAACGGUCUAUAUUCAGGGAACAGUGUGGAGAACCCAGAGUACCUGGUGCCAGUGCAUAACAUCUCCCACAUUUCACCCGCCUUCGACAACCCCUACUAUCAUGAUAUCGCAGCUAAAGCUCAGGCAGUGGCCAGAGCCUCCAUAAACGGGGGUAUGACUCACAGGCAGCCCAAUGGCUACAUGACCCCCACAGCAGAGAACCCAGAGUACCUGGGCUUAGCAGAGACAUGGAGCGGUCAGACGGAGUAUACUUGAGAGAAAGCAUUCGGUACAGUUUGAGUGCGAGCGUGAGCGAUGAGGUUGUGUGCAUGAACGAACGAGUGAGUAAAAGACGUAUUUUGUGAAGGAAAUGGUUUCUCAUGGCUUUCGUACUAAAUCAUUAUAACUAUGUAGCAUUCAGUACUGGAGUUGGAACUUGAGGAUGGAUGCAUUUCCAGUCUGUGCCAAAAAGUCAGCCUUCUGGCAAAAACAUGGUACCUUUUUUUUUUAAGACUGCUUUAAUGAUGUUAACACUGGAUAAUGUACACUACACUAAGGACUUUAUUGGGAUUUUUGCUUUUGGUCAUUUCGUAAAAAUAUGACUUUUUCUGGAGAUUCAGUUCAAUUCCAAGCCAGGACCAUACACACUGCUUUCCAGAGCACUGCGUGAGAGUCGGACGGGAGCUGGACACAAUCAAAGCCGCUCUGUUCUGUGUGUAAAGGCCCUGGGUGAGCAGCUACAGUGCCAGUGAAUGAAAGACUGACAUUAUUGCCAUACGAAAUGGGCGUCAUGUGUUCAGCAACGACACUGGCUCUGAAGAUUCAUCAACAUUUCUUUUCUGUGACAUAUCCAGGUUUUCUCAUGUGUUUGGGUAUUUUUGAAAUUCAUUGUGUUUGAGCAUCGACUAUCUUCAUUAUGGGCUGGGUAACAGUUGUACAGAUGUAUGUAGAACAACAGGUGUCUAGGUCAUAUUGCACCCUGAUUUUAAAUAUUGUCCAUACACAAAAUUCUAAUGCCUAUGUUAAGAUGUUUGCUUAAGAUUAUUUUUAUUAUAAUUAAUUGCAUUUUCUCCCCAUAAUCUAGUUAGUGUGCAUACGAACUGUUGUUCAAAAGUUUGGAUUAAUACUUUUAUUCAGCAUUUUAUUAAUUUAUACUAUAAAAAAGUAAUUGUAGAGACUAUUUAGUAUGUUUAAAAUAAAUGCUGCUCUUUUGAACUUUCUAUUCAUCAAAUAAAUGUGAAAAUGCAUCAUGGAUUCCUCAAAAAUAUUAAGCAAGAAAAACGACAUUGUUAAUUAUUAAAAAAAAGUUUUUUGGAGCAGGAAAUCAGCAUAUUAGAAUGAUUUCUGCAGGAUCAUGUGAGACUGAAGACUGCGUAAAUGGCUUCUGAAAAUUCAACGUUACCAUCAAAGGAAUAAAUUACAUUUAAGAAAUUAGUGCUGUUAAAUGAUUAAUCGCGAUUAAUCCCAUACAAAAUAAAAGUUUUUGUUUGCAUAAAAAAUGUUCUGUGUAUAUUUAUUAUACCUAUAUAAGUACACACAUAUAGUAUACAUUUCUAAAAAUAUUUACGCCUAUAUUUAUAUUCAUAUAAUUUAUAUUAUAAAUAUAUUUAAUAUAAACAAAAUAUGUUUUCUGAAUUAUAUACAUGCAUGUGUGUGUAUUUAUAUAUACAUAAAUAUAUGCAGCACACAUACAUAUAUUAUGUACACAAAAACAUUUAUUUUGGAUGUGAUUAAUUUCGAUUAAUUGUUUGACAGGACUAAUUGAAACAGAACACAGUUCUUUUAUAUUGUAAUAAUAUUUCACAAUAUUAUUCACAUAUGUACACUGUAUUUUGAUCAAAUUAUUAUAUUAUUCCAAACCUUUGAACAGCAGUGUUUGUAUAUAUAUAUAUAUAUAUAUAUAUAUAUAUAUAUAUAUAUAUACAGUAACAUGCGUGAAUGGAGGAGCUCUUAAUUAAAAUAAAUGUCAUGAUGCCAAACGUCUCACUGGGACUGGAAGAAUUACAUUUCUUUCGGUUUGUUUUGGUCCUUUUGAUUUUGUGUUGAAAUUUGACCUGGAUAUAUCUUGAGGUAAAUAUGAUUAUCUCCCUGUAUGUUUUUUUUUUUAUUAUGAUGUUAUCUAAUGGAAUUUCUUCUUUGUUGUGAUGAAUACAAUGUGGUAUUAACUGAUGUGAAGGUGCCCUUGCUAUCAGAACGACGGUUUAUUUGUAAUAAGAUGUUGAAAUCAAAGUUUAACCCCAGAUAUGAUCAUUUGAAGUACAUAAUGUCUAUUGUGAUUAUUUUAUAAGAGCUUCUUUUAAGCACGACACAUCCUACUCAUUUAAAUUAGCCUCACAUGUACACAGAAAGACGGCUAACACUUGUGUUGUGUGGAGUAAAUACUUCAUGUUUAAGAAUGUGGUCUGAUUUCCAUAUAGCAGCGGUGGCCUCCGGCUGGACGAACACCCCUUCAAUGCCUCCAUUGUUCGAAAUGACAACGUGUGCCUUUUGUUAACUACCCGACUCUAGCAUCCAGUUAAUAUGUCACUUCUUUGAGGAAAGACGUGAAUGUUCUGUCCUUGCCAUGUCAAUACCAAUUCUUUGGUGCCAUUUAAUACAUUAUGCAGUUAUUUUCACUAAACCAAAUCUUAAAUUUCUGAUAUUUGAAAAUCUAUCAGGCUCUAACAGUUGAACUGUUGAUUUUCCUGAAUACGGAAUGAGAAACUUGGCUUUGGGAGUAUGUGAAGCAGUAGUCACAGAUGAUGAACUGGGGUGAGAGAGUGAUAUAAUGUGUGCUAAUGGCACUCCAGUGUGUUUCCACGUCAGCUCAAACAAUGACGGGAUUGUUUUUCACAGUAAGGGAUGGGGAAUUUCUUCCUUGUUUCGGCUUAGCCAACACAGUCUGCAUAGUUUUUUGGUCCAGGCUAUUGGUUCAGUUUGAAAAAUUUGUAGAAAUAGAUACAAAAUCAUAUAGGAGCAAUCAUUUUGAACUUCCUGAGCAAUGGGGAGCUUUUAUACUUUUCCAAUCAACUUUUUUUUAGCAAUUAUGUUUGAUGCCACUACUGAUGCAGAAAUAACAAACCUCCCCGUUUGACUUC
Molecule: messenger RNA, 6805 nt
Organism: Carassius gibelio (silver crucian carp)
Lineage: Eukaryota; Metazoa; Chordata; Actinopteri; Cypriniformes; Cyprinidae
Product: receptor tyrosine-protein kinase erbB-2-like
Exons: 27
Coding region: 183-4004 (1273 amino acids)
Biological process (GO): positive regulation of kinase activity; cell surface receptor protein tyrosine kinase signaling pathway; protein phosphorylation
Cellular component (GO): basal plasma membrane; signaling receptor complex
Molecular function (GO): transmembrane receptor protein tyrosine kinase activity; ATP binding
Source: RefSeq, a predicted model, not a curated record